AUGGAGUACGCAUUCAGGGCAGUAACUAAAAAUCCUGGGAUUAUAAUCUGGAGAAUUGAGAAAAUGGAGCUGGUCCAAGUUCCUGAGAAAUCCUAUGGAAACUUUUUUGAGGGUGACUGCUACAUACUUCUCUCUACCCAGAAUGUGAAAAACACUCUGGUUUAUAAUAUCCACUACUGGAUCGGCUCCGAGUCCUCUCAGGAUGAACAGAGUGCAGCUGCUGUUUACACCAUACAGCUCGAUGACUAUUUGGGCUCCACUCCAAUCCAACAUCGUGAGGUUCAGAGCUACGAGUCUGAUGUUUUCAGGGGAUACUUCAAACAGGGAAUAAUCUAUAAGAAAGGUGGCGUUGCAUCAGGCAUGAGGCACACUGAAACCAACAGCUAUGAUGUUAAGAGGCUGCUUCAUGUCAAAGGGAGAAAAAGAGUGGUUGCCACAGAGGUGGAGGUCAGCUGGAAGAAUUUCAACCUUGGAGAUGUGUUUUUGUUGGACACCGGCAAGACCAUCAUUCAGUGGAAUGGACCAAAGAGUAACAAACAGGAAAGGCUUAAAGGAAUGUUGCUGGCCAAAGACAUCCGAGACAGAGAGAGGGGAGGUCGGGCAGAGAUCAGAGUGAUCGAGGGUAAUGUAGAGGACAAAUCUCCUGAAAACAUGGAGAUCCUGAAUGAAGUUCUUGGAGUAAGAUCCUCACUGCUGAAAGAUGGACCUCCUGAUGAAACCGCUGACCAGGAACAGAAGGCACAACUGACACUUUACCAGGUGUCAGAUGCUGAUGGUCAGAUGAAGGUCACAGAGGUUGCUACCAGACCACUGGUUCAGGAUUUACUCAACCAUGAUGAAUGCUACAUCCUGGAUCAGGGAGGGCUGAAAAUCUUUGUAUGGAAGGGGAAGAAGGCGAACAAAGCUGAAAGACAGGCCGCUAUGACCAGAGCUUUGGAGUUCAUCAAAGCAAAAAAAUACCCCAUCACUACAAAUGUGGAGGUGGUGAAUGAUGGGGCAGAGUCUGCUUUGUUUAAGCAGCUGUUCCAGAGGUGGACUGUGAAGGACCAAACUCAAGGUCUGGGCAAAGUCAGUACAAGAGGGAAAGUGGCUCACAUCAGACAGGAGAUAUUUGAUGCCUCUCUGAUGCAUGUCAUGCCAGAAAUCGCUGCACAGGAGCGAAUGGUGGACAAUGGCGCAGGUCAAGUGGAGGUGUGGAGGAUUGAGAAUCUGGAGCUCGUGCCUGUGGACCCUCAGUGGUAUGGCUACUUCUACGGAGGAGACUGCUACCUGGUCCUCUACACAUACUUUGUUAACAGCAGGAAGUGUUACCUGCUCUACAUGUGGCAGGGGCGUCAUGCAACACAGGAUGAACUGGCAGCUUCAGCAUUUCAGGCUGUGGCCUUGGAUCAGAAGUACGGUAAUGAGCCGGUUCAAGUGAGAAUAACCAUGGGCAAAGAACCAAAGCACUUUAUGGCGAUUUUCAAGGGUAAAAUGGUCGUCUUUGAGGGCGGCACAUCUAGAAAAGGGCCUUCUGAGCCAGAGCCCCCAGUAAGAUUGUUCCAGAUCCACGGCUCCGACCCAUCCAACACUAAAGCCAUUGAGGUUCCAGCUCUGGCAUCCUCUCUGAACUCCAAUGAUGUGUUUUUACUAAAUAGCCAAUCAGGAAUGUAUCUGUGGUGUGGAAAGGGAUCCAGUGGAGAUGAGAGGGCCAUGGCGAAGGAGGUCAGCUCUGUGUUUCACCACAACUCUCAGAUAGUCUCAGAGGAGCUUGUGGCAGAGGGGCAGGAGCCCUUUGAAUUCUGGGAGUUGCUGGGAGGUAAAGGUCUCUACGCGAGUGACAAGAGAUUACAGCAGCUGGUUUUAGACCACCAGCCACGCCUGUUUGAAUGCUCCAAUAAGACGGGCCGCUUCAUUGUGACCGAGGUGACUAACUUCACACAGGAUGACCUCUGUGAGGAUGACGUCAUGCUAUUGGACACCUGGGACCAGGUGUUUCUCUGGAUUGGUAAAGAGGCCACUGAGGUUGAGCGCAAAGAAUCGGUGAACACAAGCCGAGAAUACCUGCAAACCCACCCGGGUGCCAGAGAUCCAGACACCCCCAUCAUCUUGGUCAAGCAAGGCUUUGAGCCGCCCACCUUCACUGGGUGGUUCACAGCCUGGGAUCCCUCCAAAUGGAGUGGAGGAAAGAGCUAUGAGGAGUUGAAGGUGGAACUGGGAGACGUGACAUCACCCGUUAAUGUUACAAAAUGUGGUGAAAGUGAGAAAAACUGUCAGUUUUUUCCACCAGAAGCUCUGAUCAACAAGUCAGCCGAGGAGCUGCCUGAAGGUGUUGACCCCACCCAGAAAGAGAAAUACCUCUCUGACUCUGACUUCAGCCAAGUGUUUGGGAUCACCAAAGAUGACUUUGCGAGGCUGCCGCAAUGGAAACAGCUGCAUGUGAAGAAAGACAAAAUGAUGUUUUGA
Monopterus albus (swamp eel) is the source of this 2445-nucleotide messenger RNA. RefSeq names its product advillin (gene avil). Bases 1 to 2445 code for a protein of 814 amino acids. Gene Ontology annotation, molecular function: actin filament binding; phosphatidylinositol-4,5-bisphosphate binding. Gene Ontology annotation, biological process: actin polymerization or depolymerization; cytoskeleton organization; barbed-end actin filament capping. The transcript has 19 exons. NCBI's taxonomy places the organism in Eukaryota, Metazoa, Chordata, Actinopteri, Synbranchiformes, Synbranchidae. The record is from RefSeq and is a predicted model, not a curated record. Gene Ontology annotation, cellular component: actin cytoskeleton; cytoplasm.